Molecule: messenger RNA, 267 nt
Organism: Dibothriocephalus latus
Lineage: Eukaryota; Metazoa; Platyhelminthes; Cestoda; Diphyllobothriidea; Diphyllobothriidae
Source: the annotation of a GenBank genome assembly
AUGCCUGUCGCAGCGUUUUACCUGUUUCACCUUUCUCUCUCUCCUAUCAGCACUGAACAGCAGAAGCGACCUUGGUACCGUGCAAGUGCCUCGGCAGAGGAGAACAGGAAGGCCCGUGAGGCCUAUCGUGUUCUAAUGACUGUCACACUGAGGAAGCCGGACACCCCCGAGUAUCUCGCCUUCACCAAGGAGGUCCAGAGACGAGCCAAACAUGAUUACAACUAUACCUAUGUAUCAAAUGAGGUAGGAGAGAAACCCGUUGCCUAA